AGCAACAAGCAUCAUCUUCCUGACUUCAACCGCCAAGUAAUAGUAAUAGUAAUACACACACAAAUUCACAACGCAGGCACCGUUCUUAAAUUUCUUUUAAUUGAUUAUCCAUUCAGACAACACUGCCAACCACCCAUCCACUACUCUCUCUCUCUCUCUCUCGAUUCGGAACCGUCGUUUUCUUACACCUGCGGGUACCUCCUCGGAUUUCUUCUCUUCUUUGGGGGUACCCUUCUCCCUCUCUCUCUCUCUCUCUCUACACAGAUCCGAUCAACGCUUAGACAAAAACACUGUCCAUUUCUCUUCAACUCUUCCCCACUUGUUCACUUCUUUUCUCAUUGCGAAGUUUUCGGUGCUAGGAAACGAACCUUGCUGCUCCUGGAUAACUUCAGCGAGCUUCAGGUUCUUGAUUUCCCGCGAAUCUGCUUCUAAGUCGUGUGCUAAUUCGCCAUUGCUACAUGUUAUAGAUAGCAGAAGAAGCUUUUGCCUUUUCUCUUCAUAUUUUGGUGGGUUUAGGUUUAUUCAUUAAUUUGUUUUGGAAUCCCAAAAAUCAAAGUCAACAGAAGAUGGGGAUUAACAAAACGCUUUUCCUCACUUACUUCUACUUGUUCAUCUACAUUUUGCUUUCUUCUGGGGUCAUUUUGUACAACAAGUGGGUUCUGUCUCCGAAGUACUUUAACUUUCCUCUUCCUAUAACGCUCACCAUGAUUCAUAUGGGAUUUUCUGGGGCAGUGGCAUUUUUGCUUGUUAGAGUCUUUAAGGUUGUGACACCUGUCAAAAUGACAUUUGAAAUAUAUGCAACAUGUGUGGUACCAAUAAGUGCCUUCUUUGCAUCAAGUCUUUGGUUUGGUAACACUGCCUACUUGCACAUCUCUGUAGCUUUUAUCCAGAUGCUCAAGGCUCUAAUGCCCGUGGCAACUUUCAUCAUGGCUGUUUUGUGCGGCACUGACAAAGCAAGGUGUGAUGUGUUCUUGAACAUGGUGCUGGUCAGUGUUGGAGUUGUCGUUUCCUCCUACGGGGAAAUUCAUUUUAAUAUAAUUGGUACAGUUUACCAGGUCACGGGCAUCUUUGCUGAAGCAUUGAGACUGGUCUUAACACAAGUUCUUCUGCAGAAGAAGGGAUUGACAUUAAAUCCAAUUACGAGUUUAUAUUACAUAGCACCAUGCAGUUUUGUGUUUCUAUUUGUGCCUUGGUACCUACUGGAGAAGCCUGUGAUGGAAGUUUCACAGAUUCAGUUCAAUUUUUGGAUCUUUUUCUCCAAUGCUAUAUGUGCUCUAGCCUUGAAUUUCUCCAUUUUCUUAGUAAUUGGUAGAACGGGUGCUGUAACUAUCCGGGUUGCUGGUGUGCUAAAAGACUGGAUAUUGAUAGCCCUUUCAACCGUCAUAUUUCCGGAAUCUACAAUAACUGGGUUGAAUAUAAUUGGCUAUGCUAUUGCGCUGUGUGGAGUUGUGAUGUACAAUUACAUAAAGGUUAAGGAUGUCCGCACCUCUCAAUCACCUGCUGAUAGUUUACCAGAUCGUAUCACAAAGGAUUGGAAAUUUGAGAAAAAAUCAUCUGAUAUUUAUACACCAGACAAUAUUAGUGAUGAUGCGGGAAGCAAUGGAGGCAACGUUCCAACAUCUGAAAGGGACAUCGAUGAAGAAGCACCACUAAUUACAUCAUCGUCAAGGUUAUCUCAUAUUGGACGCACGCAGCUAACCAACCAUCCAACAGGAAAAUCCUAUUCCUCUCAUUCUUUUUUAGACGAUAGGUGUCAUCUCUCGCUGUUCCAAAGGUCUGAUCACGUCAUCACCAAGACCGGCGAGAACCAGAUCAUUCCUUCAACCAGUACUAGCGAGGUCAUGUACAUUGUUGCUGUUUGUGGGGACUCACUGAACCUUGACAACAUGACAGAUGAACCCGAAGAACGGUUCUCGAACCACCAUCAGGAACCAAACCCACCAACCUCCCCUGACACAUGGGCCACGAAAUGA
Arachis duranensis is the source of this 1973-nucleotide messenger RNA. Its product is annotated as probable sugar phosphate/phosphate translocator At3g17430. Gene Ontology annotation, cellular component: Golgi apparatus; endosome; trans-Golgi network. Gene Ontology annotation, molecular function: antiporter activity. Bases 567 to 1973 code for a protein of 468 amino acids. NCBI's taxonomy places the organism in Eukaryota, Viridiplantae, Streptophyta, Magnoliopsida, Fabales, Fabaceae. The record is from RefSeq and is a predicted model, not a curated record. The transcript is spliced from 11 exons.